UUUUUUGUGAUUGAGCCACAAAACAUAAAAACAAAAUUGAAUUGAUUGUGCUGUGAAUUUACUGAAUUUAUUUCUUAUUGAAUUAAAUUAAACUUAUUGCACUAUUCACAUCAGAAACCCUAUAAGCAAUGGCAAACAGUAAUAUGGGGCAAGGGAGCAACAUGCCAAAUCUAGGCCUAAACCAGGGAGCGAUCCAAUACGUAAACAACCCUCUUCAGAGUCCUCAACUGCAGUCCACGUCGCUCCAGGGGUCCCCCUCGUCGCACAGCCCCAUGGGGACGCAAUCUCAGAUGGGCUCUAAGGGCAUCUCUAGUGGAGGAGGGGAUCAGGCUACCCAGCUACUAAGCCGACCCCGGCUACAAGAGCUGGUCCGGGAGGUGGACCCGACGGUGCAGCUCGACGAGGAAGUGGAGGAGAUGCUGCUGCAGCUCGCGGACGACUUCAUUGACACCACACUGAACGCCGCCUGUGCCCUCGCCAAGCAUCGGCAUGCACCCACCGUGGAGCUCAGAGAUGUGCAACUGCACUUAGAGAGGCAAUGGAACAUGUGGAUCCCUGGAUUUGGCAAUGAUGAGCUCCGCCCCUACAAGAGAUCAACAGUCACCGAGGCACACCGGCAACGCAUGGCACUUAUCAGGAAAACUAUCAAGAAAUACUAGUAUAUAAUUAUUUAGGAUUUGUAAGACUGUACUUUAUAAGUUAUUGGACUGUAAUCUUUAAGGUAUGAUGUAAUUAAAAUAAUUUUCGGUUAAGAAAACUUUUUUUAAAUC
Messenger RNA from Plutella xylostella (diamondback moth), 770 nucleotides. RefSeq names its product TATA-box binding protein associated factor 12 (gene Taf12). Gene Ontology annotation, cellular component: SAGA complex; transcription factor TFIID complex. Gene Ontology annotation, biological process: RNA polymerase II preinitiation complex assembly; DNA-templated transcription initiation. Gene Ontology annotation, molecular function: TBP-class protein binding; protein heterodimerization activity; DNA binding. The record is from RefSeq and is a predicted model, not a curated record. NCBI's taxonomy places the organism in Eukaryota, Metazoa, Arthropoda, Insecta, Lepidoptera, Plutellidae.